This is a messenger RNA of Prunus armeniaca (apricot), 348 nucleotides long. Lineage: Eukaryota; Viridiplantae; Streptophyta; Magnoliopsida; Rosales; Rosaceae. The record is from the annotation of a GenBank genome assembly.
AUGGUUGCACCGGCCACAAUGCCUCUUGUCAAAACUCAGGUCCACGCACUGCCCUCUGCAACACGACUGCGUGUACUUGCACUUCUUCUUGCAUGCACCACAGUUGUGCUUGUUUACGGACAAAUCCACGCACUUGUUGUUGCAGCAGGUGAAGUUCCUAUGGCCCGGCAGCACGUUGGAGCAUGUGUCAUAGUCCUUGUUGCACUGGGAAGCUGCUUUAAGGCUUCUUGCUACCAGAUCCUUUUCAGCAAGGAAGCGACUCACCCUCUCAGCAACUUGUUUUCGUCGUCAGCCGACGGUUGCUCUUUCCAUGAGUCGGUGAAAGGGGAUUUGCCUUCUUCUUCUUGA